AUGUUCUCUAGUUGCCGGGGUAUAAGUGCUCGAUUUUGCCGCUUGUUCACUUCCCGCCAGACUAGGAACUUCUCGUCGGAGACCAAGUUCUUCAAGGUGAGAGAGAAUUGGGUCCCGACACGAAAUGAGUGUAAUCGGGCGAAGAAGGCCUCGUCGGGAGAAGAAGAAGAAGACAGGCUUCUGCGCAAGAGGCCAGUUUUUUACUCGCGCAGUGUAAUUUCUUGACCACGCGGAAGUGGAUUGCAUUUUAUCUGAUUCGCCACACAAUUCUGCCUUCUUCCUGUGAUUUACUCAACAACUUGUACUUCUGAAUUCAGAAUUCCGGAUUAAUUUUUUCAAACAACUUAACAGCUAUUGCCUUUCUGUUCCCACUACCAAAUGUGCCCUAUUUACUUUUACGUUCAAUUCGGUUGAAGUUUGUACAGUUUUGAUGUUGAUAUUUGGCCGAACCAAGCGGAAGUUUCGGGGCGACGCACAAGCAUGAUGGAAUCUGAUGCGCAGUUCGCGCGAUGACGCUGUAUUGCGAAAUUGAGUUGGAAACUUUGUUUUUGCUCUUCGCCGCUUUUCCUUAAAAAGCCCAGCUGUUUUUAUAGUGAACACUAGUAGAAAAUUUGCUGGAGUGAACUUUUUCGUAUAUAAUAACAGCUGCCACGUUUCACUUUUUACUUCGCGGCCGCCGAAAAAAUUUUAGUUGGGUUUCUAGGCCAGCAUAAAAUAUUGCAUAUUUUCGAGUGCUUCAGAUGGUGGUUUCUUCUUGAUUCUCAUCCAAUUUUAUUUUAACGUAGAGAAUCUCUCAUGUUCUUUAUAUUAUGCCGCUAAAAACAUUAGUUUGCCGCUUGAAAUUGCCAAAAUAGGCCAUCCCUCGUUGCCCAUUCAAUCAACCCCGUCCGUCAAUAAUUUUCUCCAAAUUCUCAGAUCUUUCUUGCAGGUAGAAGUCGCUUCGAGUCAAAGACAGGCUCAAACAGCACCGAGAAAGGUCGCACCGCGAUUCGAGAAACAAACUCGGCAGAAAAUAUCCGAUUAUCUCAAGCAAAUGGCUACUCCCGAAAUUGAAGCGGUGAGAGAGUAUUCUAAAUCAGUUAAGUUUUCAAUUUAACCAUUUGCAGCAACUUUCACCGCUCCGCGCGGCUGUCAAAGAAAUUGGUGACCGAGUACGCGAUCUGAAAGCGAGCGGAGCUCCAAAGAUCGACGUCGACCGCGCCGUUGUCGAGUUGAAGGCCAGAAAGAAGGAACUGGAGGAGAAGGAAAUUGCUUUGGCUCCUAAGGAUGCGUCGUUCGAUCGUUUGAAGUUGGAGGAUCUCCUGAAAAGACGUUUCUUCUACGAUCAGUCAUUCGCCAUUUAUGGAGGUGUCACUGGUCUGUACGACUUCGGCCCGAUGGGUUGCGCACUGAAGGCCAACAUGCUGCAGGAGUGGAGGAAACACUUUAUUCUGGAGGAGGGAAUGCUCGAAGUCGACUGCACUUCGCUGACUCCAGAGCCAGUCCUGAAGGCGUCCGGACACGUGGACCGUUUCGCCGAUUGGAUGGUGAAGGACACGAAGAACGGCGAAUGCUUUCGUGCUGAUCAUCUCAUCAAGAACAGCAUCGAGAAGCUGUUGAAUGACAAGAAAACGUCCGCGGAGACUAAGAAACAGUGCGAGGACGUUCUCGCCAGACUGGAAGGAUUCGACGACAAGGACAUGCACGAGGUGAUCACACGGUUCAAGUUCAAGUCGCCAAUCACCGGAAACGAUCUCUCUGAGCCCAUCGCCUUCAACCUCAUGUUCCCCACUCAAAUCGGCCCAACUGGUGACUUCAAGGCCUUCCUUCGCCCGGAAACUGCCCAGGGAAUUUUUGUCAACUUCAAGAGACUUCUCGAGUUCAACCAGGGAAAACUUCCUUUCGCUGCCGCUCAGAUCGGUCUCGGUUUCCGUAACGAGAUCUCUCCAAGACAGGGACUCAUCCGUGUUCGCGAGUUCACAAUGUGUGAGAUCGAACAUUUCGUCGAUCCAGAGGACAAGAGCUUCCCCAAGUUCGCCAAACUCGCCGACCAGAAGAUGGUUCUCUUCUCCGCGUGUAACCAAAUGGACGGUGUCGCCGCCCAGGAAGUGCCUAUCGGAGAGGCCGUCGCCAAGGUCGGUGAACCUAUUUUAUAGGAAAACAUUCAAACUCUUGUUUUCAGAAGAUUGUCGCCAAUGAGACCCUCGGUUAUUACAUGGCCCGUUGCCACCAAUUCCUCAUGAAAGUCGGUAUCGACCCCCGCCGUCUCCGUUUCAGACAGCACUUGUCGAAUGAAAUGGCUCACUACGCCCAAGACUGUUGGGACGCCGAGAUUCUCACUUCGUACGGAUGGAUCGAAUGCGUCGGUAACGCCGACAGAGCGUGCUACGAUCUGCUGCAGCACUACAAGGCGACGAACGUGAAGCUGGUGGCAGAGAAGAAGCUUCCGCAGCCAAUCGAUGUGUCCGUCGUAGAGGCACAGGCUAACAUGGCCCUCCUUGGAAAGAGUUUCAAAAAGGAGGCCAAGAAGAUCCAGCAAGAGCUUCAGCAACUCAGCAGUGAGCAGGUCACCGAAUUGGAGAAGGAGCUGCUCGCCAAGAAGCUCUUCAAUCUGUCUAUCGAUGGAGAGAACUUCUCUUUGACUCCAGAGCACGUCAACAUCAAGAAGUACCAGAAGAAGCUGCACGUUCAGGAGAUCACUCCAUCGGUCAUCGAACCAUCCUACGGUAUUGGUAGAAUCAUGUACGCCCUUCUGGAGCACUCGUUCAGACAGAGAGAGGGAGAUGAGCAGAGAACGGUAAAGAGUCUAGCAUGGUUUUGUAAAAAAUGGUUUGGUUUUCAGUUCCUCGCAUUCAAGCCACUUGUGGCUCCAAUCAAGUGCUCUGUCCUGCCGAUUUCUGCCAACGAGAAGCUCGUUCCAGUGAUGGAGGCUGUGAAACACGAGCUUUCCGGCUACGAACUCAGCUACAAAGUUGUAAGUAUCUUUUUGUCCUAUUUCCACCGUAAACGCUUCUUCCUUUCAGGACGACAGCUCCGGUACCAUCGGUCGUCGUUACGCCCGUACUGACGAGAUCGGCAUUCCGUUCGGUAUCACUGUCGAUUUUGAUUCGGAGAAGACGCAGCCGUACACUGUGACCGUCAGAGAUGCGAACACGAUGACCCAGAUCCGACUGGAAGUGCCCCAGCUCGGCCGUCUCAUCUCCGAUUUGGUGGCUGGCCGUCUGCAAUGGAGCGAUGCCCAACAGAAGUACCCAAAGUUCGAGUCGACUGCUGAAUAA
Messenger RNA from Caenorhabditis sp. 36 PRJEB53466, 3257 nucleotides. The record is from the annotation of a GenBank genome assembly. NCBI's taxonomy places the organism in Eukaryota, Metazoa, Nematoda, Chromadorea, Rhabditida, Rhabditidae.